Messenger RNA from Naegleria gruberi, 1455 nucleotides. RefSeq lists its product as uncharacterized. Lineage: Eukaryota; Heterolobosea; Eutetramitea; Acrasida; Naegleriidae. The coding region runs from base 110 to 1270 and encodes 386 amino acids. The record is from RefSeq and is a predicted model, not a curated record. The transcript has 2 exons.
AUCUUUAUCAAACUCUUGUUGGAUUGUUUUUAAACUCCUAUAUUGAAUAUUUAUUUAUUAAUACAACACUUUGAGUGAGCAAUCAUCAUAUAAUAUAGAAAAUAACAAAAUGCGUUUGUUGGAUACUAAUUCACCAUCGAGUAAUGAUCCACUCGUUUUGAAGUAUGGACAAGUAUUUACUUUAAAGUCAAUUCAUGGUCGUAUGUUAACAAUGAAUACUCACGAAUAUUCGUCCAAAACAUUCUUGAAUGCUUUUGCUCAAAUUUCUGGUGAAGGACAUACACCAUCAGUGGUUGCUGCUAAUACUAGUAAUCAAUUGGCUGCAUCAUCAGUUCAAGAUUUCCUUCAAACAUUAUCUGAACAUUCAUCACCAUCUCAUUAUGGUAGAUUUGUAAUGCAAACUUGUACAUCAAAGAUCAAGAAGGAUACACCAGUUUGUUAUGGACACAUUGUUCAUAUUUACUUUGUGAGAGAUCAAGAUCAAAAGAUGGAAAGUUGUGGAAAGUAUUUGAUUAUGAAUGGUAACUUCCCUCAACUCGGAUUUGUCAAUGAUUCUGAUCAUCAAAAUCCUGAACCAAUUACUGUUUCUGCUAUCAAGACUCUUCCAUUGGAAGAAUUAUCUAAUUUCCCUGUUAGAAUUGGUGAAGAUAUUGGUUUGAAACGUAUUGUUUGUAAUCAAUUGGAUCAAUUCUACUUGUCUGCCAGAAAGACUUCUAACGUUGUCCAAAGAAACAAGUCCACUAACUUAGCCUCAUGGGAAAAGUUCACAAUUUGUCAAAAGGAUGGUAAAUCAGUAACUACUGAUGAACGUAAUCGUCUUUUGAAUGAUUUGUACUCCCAAACUAACUAUCAAAGAGAUAGAACUGUUAUGGUCAGUUUUAGAAAUCAAUUCAAGAAGGCUGUCCCUAAGGAAAACAUCCCUACUGAAACUGAAUUGAAAGCUGUCAUUGAAAAGCAAAUUGGGUUCCCAGUUGAAGAAGUUACCUACCUUGAUAACCUCAACGAUUGGUCCAAUGAAGAAGUUGAUGAAGAAGAACUUGAAGAAGUACCAAUUUCAUCUCUAGGUGAAGCACAAAAGGAAUUUGAAACUCCAAAGGUUCUCCAAACUGAUAAUAAGGAUAAGAAGAUUUUCACCAAGUAUGCCAAGAUUUUGCUUAGCAAAAAGUUAGACAGAGACCUCUUGGGUCACUUCUUCUAUUAUGAGCUCACUAAGAGUUUGUACUUGAAGUUUAUGAUUCCAAAAGAUUUCACACCAAACACCAGAAAAUAAUUACGCAUCAAGAUUGCAUGCUGAUCAGGAUUUAUUGAUUCAAUGGGAUUCUAAUUUUUGAUCAAAAGAGUCAGUUGCUUUUUGAUUCAAUGCUCUUAACUUCAAUUAGUCCACGCUAAAAAAACUGUACAAAAUUCCACGUGCUUCAAAUUAUACAAAUUAUAGAAAUACAAUACCAAAUUAUU